Dermacentor silvarum is the source of this 649-nucleotide messenger RNA. It is a transcript of the gene Sf3b5, whose product is annotated as splicing factor 3B subunit 5. Gene Ontology annotation, cellular component: precatalytic spliceosome; U2 snRNP. Gene Ontology annotation, biological process: mRNA splicing, via spliceosome. The transcript has a single exon. The record is from RefSeq and is a predicted model, not a curated record. Bases 290 to 547 code for a protein of 85 amino acids. NCBI's taxonomy places the organism in Eukaryota, Metazoa, Arthropoda, Arachnida, Ixodida, Ixodidae.
GCGUUUUUCGUGCGUUGUGCUUGUGCCGCAAAGUUGAUUCUAUGGUUGAUGUUGUGCAGUGCUGCAAGUCGGUUCUGUAAUUCUGUGGUGUAGCGGUGCAGUAACGAAGCUUUAUAGUACAGUCCUAGUGGUUCUAGCGGACCAAGCGCGCUGUGAUUUUUGUGUUCGUCGUCGAAGUUUCUUUUUGUACAGCAUUGACGUUGCCCGUUUCUCGUGCACACGCUUAAUUGUGCGUGUUGUAGACUUCCGCUAGCUUCGCACCAGACCCGAGGCCGACCGAGACAAGAAAAUGGGCGACCGGUACAACAUCCACAGCCAGCUGGAGCACCUGCAGUCGAAGUACAUCGGCACGGGCCACGCGGACACUGCCCGCUACGAAUGGCUCGUGAACCAACACCGAGACAGCUACGCUUCGUACCUGGGCCACUUCGACAUGCUCAACUAUUUCUCGGUCGUCGAGAACGAGACCAAGGCGCGGGUGCGAUUCAACAUCAUGGAGAAGAUGCUGCAGCCGUGCGGACCGCCUCCGGAGAAGGCCGAGGACUGAGCUUAGCUGCUGGCUGCAAGCUCGAUCUGUAAAUAUGUAUCUUGUCACGACCACAUCAACGCUUCGCCGCAUUGUUAAAAUAAACGAUGAGCCUUUCGCACA